GGACGCGGAUAGAGAGUUCCAGUGUAACAACAUGGCGAGCGGCUGUUUAAGCUACGAGGGUUGUAAUUUCUUCAGACAGAGACUGGUUCUAUCAACUCUCAGCGGUAAACCAGUCAAAAUCCGAAAGAUCCGAUCCAAGGAUGAUAAUCCUGGACUACGAGAUUUCGAAGCAAGUUUCGUAAGGCUGAUGGACAAGAUAACCAAUGGCACCAGAAUUGAGAUAAAUGAAACAGGUACAACACUGUACUUCCAGCCAGGUCUGCUCUAUGGAGGACCAGUGGAACAUGACUGCAAUCUCCAGCGCUCCAUUGGCUACUACUUGGAAGCACUGCUGGCACUGGCUCCUUUCAUGAAGAACCCACUCAAAGCUGUCCUGAGAGGUGUAACCAAUGACCAGAAAGAUCCUUCAGUUGACUGUCUCAAAGCCACAGCCAUCCCCUUAAUGAAGAAGUUUGGAAUUGAUGGGGAAGGCCUUGAAUUAAAGGUUCUGAAGAGAGGAAUGCCCCCUGGUGGUGGUGGGGAGGUUGUCUUCUCCUGUCCCGUGAGGAGGUUUAUUAAACCAGUGCAGUUAACAGACCCUGGCAAAGUGAAGCGCAUUCGAGGCAUGGCAUUUUCAGUAAGAGUCUCCCCACAGAUUGCGAACAGAAUUGUAGAUUCUGCCAGAAGCAUUUUGAACCAGUUUAUACCAGACAUAUACAUUUACACAGACCACAUGAAAGGAGCAAAUUCAGGAAAGUCCCCAGGAUUUGGUCUUUCAUUAAUAGCAGAGACAACGAACGGGACCUUCCUUAGUGCUGAAAUGGCUUCCAACCCUCAGGGACAAGGGACUCCCAUCCUCCCAGAGGAACUUGGCAAGAACUGUGCCAAGCUACUACUUGAAGAAAUUUACAGAGGUGGCUGUGUGGAUUCUGUAAAUCAGAGCUUGGCUUUGCUGUACAUGACCCUUGGACAGCAGGAUGUUUCCAAAGUUCUUUUGGGCCCACUCUCUCCAUACACGAUUGAGUUCCUCCGACAUUUGAGAAGUUUUUUCCAAACCAUGUUUAAGAUAGAAACACAAAAGCCAGAAGAGGAUGCAAAGGGUGGCGAGAAAGUUCUGAUGACCUGCGUUGGAGCUGGAUAUACAAACCUUAGCAAAACUUUGAAAUAAUAUGAAAAAAAAAAAACAGGACUUCUAGAUUCCGUUUUUAACUUUUAAGACUAGGCUGUAAAACAUUUGUUAUAAUAAAAAAAAAAAAAAAAAAAUGUAUAGUGCACAUGAAGAGGUUUAUGUUUUGUACAUCGUCUGAGUGUUUGUGAUACGUUAAUGGGAUACUAAAAUGCACUACUUUGCAUCAAAGAUGAAUUCUGAAGUGUAGAACAACUGCUGUAAUGCUUUAAAACUAGAAACAAACAAGUGGGCUCCUGGCAGAAGCUGUUCAGUGAGAAAUGGAUCCUUGCUGGUUCAUAAGUGUUACUGAUCACUUCUAGAACAAUUUACAUAACAUGCUGUUCCUGCACAUUUGUGUUCCCUGCCCCCCCCCCCCCCCCCCC
This is a messenger RNA of Polyodon spathula (Mississippi paddlefish), 1530 nucleotides long. RefSeq names its product RNA terminal phosphate cyclase-like 1 (gene rcl1). The record is from RefSeq and is a predicted model, not a curated record. Gene Ontology annotation, molecular function: RNA endonuclease activity. Gene Ontology annotation, biological process: endonucleolytic cleavage of tricistronic rRNA transcript (SSU-rRNA, 5.8S rRNA, LSU-rRNA); ribosome biogenesis. The transcript is spliced from 9 exons. Lineage: Eukaryota; Metazoa; Chordata; Actinopteri; Acipenseriformes; Polyodontidae. Gene Ontology annotation, cellular component: nucleolus. Bases 32 to 1147 code for a protein of 371 amino acids.